Ceutorhynchus assimilis (cabbage seed weevil) is the source of this 741-nucleotide messenger RNA. Lineage: Eukaryota; Metazoa; Arthropoda; Insecta; Coleoptera; Curculionidae. The record is from the annotation of a GenBank genome assembly.
AUGAUGAAAGACAAUAAUACUAGUUUAGCUCUAAUGCUGGCGUCAUCAGCAGCUCGCGUUUUACUAGAGUCAGUCUUAUUCGAGAGCGAAUCUGAAGGCGAAGAUGAAGAGGUCUUAGAAGAUGCUCAACUUCAAUAUCACAGCGGAGGAAAACCAGUGAGAAUUGAAUUGUAUUAUGAGUCAGUAAUACCUCGGCUAAAUGAUACACAGUUUCAGUCAUUGCAGGUUCAACACUCUCAAAGAAAGAAGGAAAAAUUACUCAAGGUUUGGGUUAUUAUCCUUAAGGAUACGAGUAUUUCUAGUGCCCACUGUACAUGCAUGGCUGGCUUAUCAGAAGUCUGCAGUCAUGUUUCGACAGUUCUAUUCUAUUUACACGCUCGUCCAAAUACCUUGGAAGACAGUGGAACUGACCUAUCCUGCACUGAACAACUUUCACUUUGGCCAGUUCCUCCAAUGAAAAAAGUUGAAAUGCUUAGAAAGCACGCUCCUUGUCUGGAUAAAGAAGAACUUUGUACUAUGUUGACCAAACUUCAGGAAAUCGAUAUUCAGCCUGCAAUUUGUCGAUUAUUGGAGCCAUUUGCAUCCCAGAUGGCGAUGGCAAACGAUGUCUCUCAAAAUUUGCCUCCAAGUUUAGACAACUGGUAUUCUCCAAAUAUGGUCAGCAAAUCAUAUGAGGAAUUGCUAGCCAUAUCCAAAACUAUGGAUUUGACUUUAACUGAGGAUCAAUGCAAAUUUAUUUAG